CCAGACUUGAUUACUUUUUAAAAUACCUACCUACCUUUACGCACGUUCAAGACCAACAUACAGCAUGGCGACCAACGGGAUCAGCAUUGUCUUUGGCGGUGGUUCCUUUUGGCGAGGCACCGUCGACGAAAUCAGCUCGUGGCUGGAUGUGCUCGAAAAGGCGGGCAUCAAGAAAAUCGACACGGCCGAAGUCUAUGGCCAAUCGCAGUACCUGCUAGGAAAGGCUGGCGCCCCUUCGAGGUUCAUCAUUGACAGCAAAGCCGUCAGCGGUAUGGGUCCGAACCCUUCAACCGCCGAGGUUAUACUUGAAGCCGGAAGGAAGAGUUUGGAGCUUUUGGGGACGGAUAGUCUUGACGUGUAUUACCUUCACUCUCCGGACACGAGGGUCCCCUGGAAAGACACUCUGACCGGCCUCAACGAACUCUACAAACAAGGCGCAUUCAAACGUCUCGGUCUGUCCAACUUCACCGCCAAACAGAUCGACGAAUUCGUGCAGGUGGCCAAGGAGAACAACUUUGUGGUUCCCUCCGUCUACCAGGGCCACUACUCGCCCGUCGCGCGAAAGAUCGAAGACGACGUCAUCCCGACGCUGCGCAGGCACAACAUGUCCCUGUACUCGUACAGCCCCAGCGCGGGCGGGUUCCUGACGCGGCCCAAGGAGGCGCUGCUGGAGGGCCGCCUCGGCAAGAAGGACGAGUUCGGCGCGGUCUCCAACGCGCUGUACAACAAGCCCAGCUUCAUCGCGGCGCUCGACACCUGGGCGCGGAUCGCCCGCGACGAGGGCGUCGAGCUGGGCGAGCUGGCCUACCGCUGGGUCGUCUACCACUCGCAGCUGCGGGCCGCGUCGGGCGACGCCAUCAUCGCGGGCGCGAGCAAGCAGCACCAGCUGGUCGAGGCCGUCGAGUGGAUGAAGAAGGGGCCCCUGAGCGACGCGGCGGCCCAGAGGGUGGACGCCAUGUGGGACGACGUCAGGGCCGAGGCUGCGACGCAUAAUAUGCCCGAUGGCAUGAAGCCGAGCGAGAUUGUGCCGGAGCUUGCGGGAAAGAGUGCCGCCGAAUCUUUGUAA
Molecule: messenger RNA, 1066 nt
Organism: Pyricularia oryzae 70-15
Lineage: Eukaryota; Fungi; Ascomycota; Sordariomycetes; Magnaporthales; Pyriculariaceae
Product: aflatoxin B1 aldehyde reductase member 3
Exons: 2
Coding region: 65-1066 (333 amino acids)
Cellular component (GO): cytosol
Molecular function (GO): oxidoreductase activity
Source: RefSeq, a predicted model, not a curated record